AUGUCGGCUCACGUUCUCGGCGACAAGGACAUCAACGCCUCCAUCGAGCAGCAGCAGCAGCAGUCCAAGGACGUCAAGAGCAUGGACUACCACCGCCAAGUCUUUCAGAGCAAAAUGGCCCAGGAACCUACCAAGCAAUAUGUCUCGCCCUCGGACAACAUCAUGAGCCCCUGCUCGGCCAAGAUUAACGCCCUCCGCAAUAAGCACGUCAGCAAGGCCAAGCCAAAGUCGCUGUUUGCCCAGGCGAGCGCUAAGAAGCUCGGCGGCGACAAUCUCUUUGGCAGCAAGUCCAUCCCCAAGGAGUAA
Molecule: messenger RNA, 306 nt
Organism: Akanthomyces muscarius
Lineage: Eukaryota; Fungi; Ascomycota; Sordariomycetes; Hypocreales; Cordycipitaceae
Exons: 3
Coding region: 1-306 (101 amino acids)
Source: RefSeq, a predicted model, not a curated record